UGAGAUUGACACUUUACUUACCUUGAGCUGAAUAAUAAUUGUUAUCAUCCACAAUAGACAUCGAUUUUGUUAUGUUUUGAAAAAUCUUUUCACUUCUGCAUGAGACCUGAUGACGUCAUACAGAGAAUUGUCGCGUGAGAGCAUAUAAAGGCGCGAAUCUCUCUUGCUCAUUUUGUAGGUUUUAAGUAUUCGUUGGGGGUUAUAACCGUACAACAGUAUUAUCGGUACAACUGUGUAAUCAUGGGCCUGUUAAGGAAGCUACUGAAUCGUCUGUGUAAUUUGUUAAAUACUACGCCUGUACAAGAACCCCAACCCCAUCCUGGCCAGGUUAAUGAGACCCCUGUUAGGGCUUGUGAGGUACAUGGUGAUAGUGAGGCAAAGCGAGAAAAGAGUACGAGAAAGAGGAAGAGGUUUUGGAGGUGGCACUCUAGAAGAAAAAUGUACAGCGUCGCUAAGACUGAGAGGCAGAACCUGACUCAUGUGGCGGGAACAGGGACAUACCGGAGACAUAGUCAAAGUAUUAAGGAAGUCGUUCCCAUUGCUGAGUAUCAGCUGGAGCAAGAAAUCCUCCAACCUGCGGUCCUUGACUCUCCAGGGCAUUCAUCAGCAGAUAACGACACUGAUGCUCCAGUGCCUUUGUCAGCAGAUGGCAGGUUUGACUCUGCAGUGAGUCUCUCAGUAGAUCAGGACAUUAACUCUGCUGUGAGUCCAAAAGCAGAAAGGGACGUUGCCUGUGCAAUCAGUACCAAAGUAGAUGGGGAUGUUGCCUGUGCAGUCAGUCCCAAAGUAGAUGGGGAUGUUGCCUGUGCAGUCAGUACCAAAGUAGAUGGGGAUGUUGCCUGUGCAGUCAGUCCCAAAGUAGAUGGGGAUAUUGUCUGUGCAUUCAGUACCAAAGUAGAUGGGGAUGUUGCCUGUGCAGUCAGUCCCAAAGUAGAUGGGGAUAUUGUCUGUGCAUUCAGUACCAAAGUAGAUGGGGAUGUUGCCUGUGCAGUCAGUACCAAAGUAGAUGGGGAUGUUGCCUGUACAGUCAGUCCCAAAGUAGAUGGGGAUGUUGCCUGUGCAGUCAGUACCAAAGUAGAUGGGGAUGUUGCCUGUGCAGUCAGUCCCAAAGUAGAUGGGGAUAUUGCCUGUGCAGUCAGUCCCAAAGUAGAUGGGGAUGUUGCCUGUGCAGUCAGUCCCAAAAUAGAUGGGGAUAUUGUCUGUGCAGUCAGUCCCAAAAUAGAUGGGGAUAUUGUCUGUGCAGUCAGUCCCAAAGUAGAUGGGGAUGUUGCCUGUGCAGUCAGUACCAAAGUAGAUGGGGAUGUUGCCUGUGCAGUCAGUCCCAAAGUAGAUGGGGAUAUUGCCUGUGCAGUCAGUACCAAAGUAGAUGGGGAUAUUGCCUGUGCAGUCAGUACCAAAGUAGACAAGGGCAUUGACUCUGCAGGGCAUGCCAAAAAAUACAAGGGCAUUGCAUCUGCUGGGCGACCCAAAGUAGACGGGGGCGUUGCCUCUGCAGUGUGUACCCAAGUUGAUGGCAUCACUAACUCAGUUCCAGCAGGAGAGCUGGACAAGGAUCACAUUUGUUGCCGGUACAAAUUUGGUGGAAGGCUGGGUGAAGGAGGAUUUGGCUCAGUGCGUAAAGGGAUUCGCCUGAAGGAUGGUCUUAAGGUGGCUGUGAAAUAUGUCCGAAAGACAAAACGUACGACAUAUAUUACCACUGCUUUUCACCCCAAACCUCUUCCUUUAGAGAUUGCGUUGGCAGUCAUGGUCAAUAGGGAACCCAACUGUCAAUGUAUAAUUAAAUUGCUGGACUGGCAGGAUGACCCAGACCACUACCUCAUAGUCAUGGAGCGCCUCGUGCCAAGCAUGGAUAUGAGAACUUUUCUGAAAUGCAGCGGAGGCAUUCUCAGAGAGCAGACAGCACAGUACAUUAUGUGGCAGAUAAUUUAUGCUGCUAACUUUUGCUGUAAUCGUGGCAUUUUUCAUCGCGACAUCAAGCUCGCAAACCUGAUUGUGAACCCGACAACGUUAGAGAUCAAACUAAUCGACUUCGGGUGUGGGGACCUCAUGAAGGAUUCAGGCUACAGUACCUACAGUGGCACAAAACCGUACUUCCCUCCAGAAUAUCAUGACAGAGGCAGAUACCAUGCAAAGCCGGCGACAGUGUUUUCACUAGGGGUGCUCCUGUUCGGAAUGCUGCAUGGGCGAUUUCCAACAGCCAAAGACUUGCACUGCUUAGGCAACAACCGUUCUGUAUUUGCUGUGUCAAAAGAAUGCAUCCUUUUUUUGUGGGCUUGUCUGCAGCGUCAUCCAGAGCGCAGGAUUCUCCUGGAGCAGAUGCUUUAUGAUGAUUGGUUUGUGUUGGGUUUUCCUAAUGGCCUGCCAUAUAACCGGAAUGCAUCUAAUCAGCAUUCACAUCAUCGAUGAGAAGUACUUUUAUACUGUCAAUGUUGUGUCUGGCAAGAUGACUUGAGUGGCCUUUCCAUGCCUCGAU
This is a messenger RNA of Cyprinus carpio (common carp), 2473 nucleotides long. RefSeq lists its product as uncharacterized. Gene Ontology annotation, biological process: negative regulation of apoptotic process; protein autophosphorylation; regulation of mitotic cell cycle. Lineage: Eukaryota; Metazoa; Chordata; Actinopteri; Cypriniformes; Cyprinidae. Gene Ontology annotation, cellular component: cytoplasm. Gene Ontology annotation, molecular function: protein serine/threonine kinase activity; ATP binding. The record is from RefSeq and is a predicted model, not a curated record.